Molecule: messenger RNA, 350 nt
Organism: Aspergillus ibericus CBS 121593
Lineage: Eukaryota; Fungi; Ascomycota; Eurotiomycetes; Eurotiales; Aspergillaceae
Exons: 1
Coding region: 67-321 (84 amino acids)
Source: RefSeq, a predicted model, not a curated record
GCCCCGGGGCAGUUCGGUGCUCUGCCCAGACCGCCACGUGUGCGAUGUGUCCUUGGCAGAGGCUUUAUGGUGCUUGAUUCUUCCCUCUGGGAGCUUGUGUUGGUUAGCCGGCUUGGCCCUGGCUUAGUCCAGGGUUCGGGCGACGGUGCCUUGAAUCCGGUAGCAUUAUCAUCCAUGGCACCGGCCAGAAGCUACAUCCCAUCCCUGCUCCCAGUGCCGUUUGGCUUCCAUGUCGGGCAUGGCAUGGCAUGGCAUGGCAUCCCUGAACCCCUGCCAUUCCAGAUCAUUCCAUCAUACCCAUGCAGGAGGACUGCAUGCUAGUGCUGCAGGAUUUGGGGCGCCCCAUCGGA